UUGGCAAAAUUCUUCCACAGAAUUAAUAAAGCCGAAAGUAUUACCUUCUCACUUUGUUUCAGUGAAAACAAUGCAAUUCAGGACAAAAAUACUGCCCUACAUCGAUGGAAGUACUUUGCGUUAGGAGAGACACUCGCAAAUAUGUAUCCCAACAUGCUUUGGGAAAAAUCGCGGACGGACGUAAGAGGACGUACAAAACGACCAAAGGUGCGUUUAACAUUGCUGCAGCUUGAAUAGCAUUGAAGAGAUUUAUCUGAGCAUUGGCCAAAUGUAAAUCUUGGCGAACAAUAUGUUUACUGUAAUGUACUUAUCAAUGCGAAACUGUUCAAAUCCUAGGCUGUAUUUCUGUCGCGGCUUGCGGAGGCAAGACGGCACAGGGCACAACGACGAGAAGCAAGUGAAGCUUCCAAGAAGGCUCCACUCCAGGCCGCAGCUCUGUCCUUAGAGCCCCAGUUAAUCGACUCCGAAUCUGCGUCGAUAGAACUGGAAUUGGGAAGGCUUCAGGUCCAACAGGACCUUUUAACAAAGAAAGAAUGGUGGUGCUGUUGCACAGCACUAUCAAGAUGCGCAAGGCCAACCCACCCGCUCGGCUGCCAAGCUUUUUUUUGAACGAAGAAAUUCUUGGCAUCGAAGCAGAGAUAAGGUUUAACCAGAAGAUAGUCGAAAUCGUGAACCGACUGAACAAAGUUAAAGAGCUCGCUACAAAACUGUACAGUCGUGAUAUGGACUUCGCCAGCAUUGAUGAGGAGCUGAGAGGGAGACACGCGAAACACUCGCUGAUUGUUUCAGGUCGCACUUCAGACGAGAACGGGCCCGGACCAAGGAUUUUGUGGACUGAGUCUUCAAAGAGCAUCUAUUGUACAGAGGGCGAAGUUGUCAUCUUGCGCAAAGAAAGCAAGCUUGAAGAAGCACUGACGCUCUGCCUCGCUGUAUAUUAUAUUAAGGACCUCACAUAUCCAAGCGCUUUCGCUCAAACUUUAGGCCUCGUGCAAAGUGCGCUGAGCAAUGUUGAAGAGUUCCCGCGGUGCUGGAUGAGCAGCAAGCUUAUAAACAUUGUAACAAAGAUGAAGAAGUUACAUUACACCUGCUGACAAAAAUGACGCGCGAAGUUUGUACACUUCGACACUGAAUAAAGAAUCUGAGCGAC
Messenger RNA from Dermacentor andersoni, 1147 nucleotides. The record is from RefSeq and is a predicted model, not a curated record. Lineage: Eukaryota; Metazoa; Arthropoda; Arachnida; Ixodida; Ixodidae.